Molecule: messenger RNA, 2523 nt
Organism: Eimeria maxima
Lineage: Eukaryota; Apicomplexa; Conoidasida; Eucoccidiorida; Eimeriidae
Exons: 1
Coding region: 1-2523 (840 amino acids)
Source: RefSeq, a predicted model, not a curated record
AUGGAGACGGAGACCGUAGCAGCAGCAGCGACAGCUGCUCCUGGCGAUGGAGGGCAGCAGCCCCAUACGAACUGCAAAACGACAAAGGCAUGCCUCUCCCCUCUUGCUGCCGUUGCUCCUCCCACAGGUGUGCCGUCUCCCGUUGGCGCAGCACAGGUAGCAGACGCAGCAACACCAGGAGCAGCAGCGGAACCAGCCGCUGGGGACAACAGGGAGCAAGCAGCAAAGCGGCUGCGGCUCAGCUGCGAACGAGAAGUAUAUACGGCGACGAAGGAGGAACAGCCAGCGGGGGCUUCACCUACAGAAGGGGCUUUUCUUGGUGGAGGCCUGCAGCAGUCUCCUUCCCCUGUUGCAGCUGCGGACACGCUCCCCAAUGUGGGGUGGCAGCACCAGCAGCAGCAGGCACAGGUAGUGCAGCAGUUGCAGCAGGUGAAUGCUGCAACUGGUGUCUGCUCCGAAAGCGGUGUGUCUGACUAUGCCCCUACGGCUGCAUUUUCUGGCGGUGCUGCUCCUGCAGGCGGUGCUACUGCGGCAGCUGCUGCAGCAGAGCCUCAGCCGCAGUUUGAGGGUCUGCAUUUGGGUGUAUUCUUCGGGUGUGGGGGCGACGGCGAUGCAAAGAGCAGGAGCAGCACCGUUUGUCCCGACAGGUUCCCAGGCUCAGCCCCACAACCACAACCCAGCAGCAGCAGCAGCAGUUCGGGGCGCCGAACGCCGCCUCACGCGCAGGGUCCUCAACGGGAGGCCCCGGCCACUUCAGGAUGCACAAAAGUCUUAGAGAGAUCCACGGGUGUGUCUGAGUCAAGGGUUCCACAUGUGGGGCCGCCAGCGGCGUCAGGCUCAGAGGGCGGGGUCCCAGGGUACUCUCACGGACCAGCAGGAGAUGCCUUCGAGGGCCCUCGGUGGCCUGCAUUAGAGGGGAAGGCAACAGCUGGCGCUGUAGCCGUUGCAGCUGCUACCUUGGAAACAUCUCCUGCAGACUUCGGAGCAGGAUAUGUGCCAAAUGGGACAGCAGUAUCAACAGCAGCGGGAGCAGCACCAGCAGAGGCGACCGAGCCGAUUGCACCCCUAGAUUUUGGGGAGGUGGGACAUUUGGCUGUGACUGGACAGAUGGCUGGGCGAGACGGGCAGGGGGGCAGCAGCUCAAGUGAUGGGUCAGGAGGUGCAGCAGGAGCCGCGGGUGCAGCAGAUGCAGCGGAUGGGGCGGAAGCAGCGGAUGCGGCGGGAGCAGCGGAUGCUGUGGAAACAGCCGAUGCAGCGGAAACAGCCGAUGCAGCGGAAGCAGCAAAUGCAGCGGCCGGUACGGGGUCAGCGAUGGGAGAGCCAGUGGUAGAGGAGUUGUCUCGUGCUGCGUUCUCUUCAUCAACAGCGGGAGCCCCCUCUUCUGCUGCUGCUGCUGUCGCCAGCAGCAGCAGCGCGGCAGCAGAAGAUCCAGCGAGUAGCAGCAGGAAUCGGCAGCCUCUGGCUACUGAGGUUUGUGUAGAGAGGGUGUCUAGCGGGGGACUGAGGAGCAGCACGGAGAACAGAAGUAGCAGUAGCAGUAGCAGUAGUAGCAACACUGUGUUGAUGACAGAUGGGUUGGUAGGGGAGGUUAACGAGGUGAUCGACCUCAGUGCCUCGGAGGCAGCAGACUCGGAUGCAGCAGACGAUGUCUCUGUUGUGUAUGUAAACACUGACGCUGUAUGCUUAGACAGAGGAUCCGCCGCGGGCUCUACAGCUCAAGGUGCCGUAGGAGGAGCAGCUUCUGCUGCUGCUGCUGCUGCAGUAGCAACAGCAACAGCAACAGCUGCAGCAGCUGCAGCAACGACGGCAGCAGCAGCAGCAACAGCCCAAGCAGCAGUCGUGCUGGACUCAGACGAUGAUGAUGUUGUUGAACUACAGUGUCAUCAUGCAGCACCUCCAACGACAUAUGCCCCCCCCAGCUAUCUGUGGAGGGGUUCCUUGGGUUUGCAGUCAUACGGGGGGGGGCCGUUGCAGCUGUUACCAUACCCGAGGCCCCCACUAGUUGCAGAAGACAGAGAGGAUGAGGAGGAUAGUGCCGCAAGCGCUGCUCUCCCCCGCUGCCCCAUUUGUCUCAAGAAAUACAGACAGCAGCAGCAACUGCAGCUGCAGCAGGAGCAGCAACAGCAACAGCAACAGCAACAGCAGCAGGAUGCGGGAAUCGGUGAGAACACCGAGCAGAAACCGGCAGAGCGGGGUCAGGGCGCCAACUGUGAUUCCCCUGCAGGUGAUGCAGCACAGCGAGGGGCCCCCGGCACUUCUGGGGGACAGAGCAGCGCCAUACAGCAGCAGCAGCAGCCCCACCCCGCCCAGACGCAGGCAUGGCAGCAGCAGCAGCAACUAUUGGCCGCUCGCACUUCGUUUGGGAUGUCAGCCCAACCCGAGAGCGACCACGUGGUGGCCCUGCGGUGCGGCCACGUGUUUUGCAAGGCCUGUAUUCUGGCGGCGCUGCGGACGCGGCGGCAGUGCCCUGUGUGCCGUGUAGUGCUGAAGGGCAGCAAACCAUAUCAGCGCAUCUUCCUCUAA